CAUCUACAAAUGCAUAAAAUCAUUAGUAUUACACUUUAACACACAUACAAAUUCAGUAAUACACAUUUGUUUUAAACAUAUAUUGAGAUACACUAUGAUAAAAUAUUCCAAGUUCGUUUUCGUCCCAUUGUCAUAAAAACCGUCCCUUUUCAGAUUACACACCGUCCGAAAUUGGAGUUAUGCGCUGGCAACACUGGUAUGUUGUCACUUUAGUUGGCGUCUUCAAAGAUAAAAAAAAUGUUGUUUUUCUUUAAAUUCUAGUAAAAGGCAUUUUAAAACCACUAAUUGUGAAUAAGGCACUUAAGAAUAAUAGUUAUCCUGUUAAAAACAUCAUAUUAUUCCAUUGGAAUUUUGAAGCUAGAUUAGAAAUGAGACAGAUUCCUCGAUACACUUGUUGUCGUGUCUCAAAUUAUUGAAACAAAACUAAACCAAAAACCAAGUCACACAAUAUAAUAUGUUUCACUAGAUAUAACACUCUAUUUGUCAACAUGGCUCCGCGUAUCAUCCUGUUGUUUAGUGGCAAAAGGAAGUCUGGGAAAGAUUACUUGACAGACCACUUGCAGAAGUUGCUAGGAGAUCGAUGUGAAGUGAUAAAGAUAUCUCAGCCCAUAAAGAGUCAUUGGGCGAAGGAGAAAAAUUUGAAUUUAAAUGAGCUGCUGAGCGACAGCGAGUACAAGGAGCAGCAUAGAUUAGAAAUGAUAAAGUGGAGUGACGAGAUGCGAGACCAAGAUUAUGGCUGCUUCUGUAGAGUCGCUUGUCAAAAUGCUGCCGACAGACCCAUAUGGAUAGUCAGCGAUAUCAGACGCAAAACUGACAUUUGCUGGUUCAAAGAAACCUACAGGGACCUCAUCAGAACUAUCCGCAUAACUGCAGAUGAAGAAACCAGAUUCAAAAGAGGAUAUAAGUUCAAGGAAAGCAUAGACAAUGUCGCUUCAGAGUGUGAUUUGGAUGAUUAUACACAGUGGGACCUUGUCAUAGAUAACGGGAAAGGGAGAGAGCAGCUGCAGGAGCAGUUAGGCAGUAUUUUGGGAUUAUUGUCCCACUUAUGAUUUAGAUCUGACUGUGAAGUUAAAUAUAACAUGGGUUUGGUAUUUUACUAUUUAUUUACAGUAGAUUUUACUGCAGAUGUGACUUAUUUUUAUAUCAGCAAAGAUAGCUAGGAUGUUUGUAUUUUAUUGGUUUGUAAAUUAAAAAUGAGGCAGAGGUGGUGGAACAAAUACAUUUUCAAACUACAGAUCUACCACUUAUUUCAAGUGGUGGCAAAAAAAAUUGCGCGGUGAUUUUGUAGUAUUAGGUAGCCGAGUGUUGAGACUAAACCUAAUUUAUAUAUUGUAUCUUUAUUUAUUUAACAUAAUACAGGAUUCAUGCAGCAGAGCUUUCAAGCAGGCCGUCGCUGUUCGUAAUACCUUUUUACCAACCUAUAUAUACCAUAUAUGUCAUAAUUAAUAUAUAGAUCUACAAUGUCUUAUUUAUUCUUUUUUAUUAUUAUCAAUUUAUAAGAAAUGUAUGUUUAUCAGAUGAGUUUUGUCGUAUACUAUGAGUUCUAGACGUUAACCUUGGCGAAGCCGGAAGAAGGACGGCAAAACUGAGGUCACUAAGGAGCUUUGAUUCAAUAAUAUGUCAUGAAAUCCUGUUAUUAAUGAUGCAGUACUUUGAAAGCAAGGGUUUGCAAGCAUACAUACCCUAACUUCUUUAGUCAUAACAUUUUGGCGAUGAGUAAUUCAUAAAUGAUUAGGCGAAGAUGGGAACGGGUGGCGAAGCUAAAAAAAUUAAGUUUUUACCUAUUUUAAAUAUAAGUAUUUUACGCAGCUCUAUUUCUUGGUAAAAUUAUUGUAGUUAUAUUUGUAGAUUAUUUCAGUGUUAAUAGUUUUGUAAACCCUUAUUUUUGAUGAAUUGCAAUGCAACAUUGAUAAACGCGCUUUGGUCAUUAUAAUCAAGAAGUAAGAAGUUAGUAAUCACAUAGAGAAUUUACUUUGUUGGUAUUAUAUAUUUUAUGUCCGACAAUACUUAGUUGGGUCAUAAGUUCUGUCAAAGAGGUUUUGACUGAUAAAAAAGCUAUAGGUUAAGAUCCCUUAUUAUUCAUAUAUAUUCAAUUCAAAAAAAUCAUUUCAGACUAAUGCGCAUAAAUAAUCACAGAAAAUAUAUGGGUUCAAAACUUAUUUUAUGCUGAAUUACUUACAUUAUAGUUAAACUUAAUUUGCUGUCUCAGAUUUGCACAAUUAAAAAUGUAAUAAAAUACAUGCAUAAAAUACGCGACCUGUUCGAGGUGAUUUGGAUGCCUAGUUAUUUUUCUUGUUUACAUGGUCGAAUCUUACAUAAAAUUAAAGCUGGAUCUUCUAUCUUUCUUAAAAUAUAUAAUUCAUGUGUAUUGGUAUUGCCAACCUGCAACUGUACGUGUUUUACCAAACGUACUCGUAGGAUGGCAGUCAAAAAUUUGCGUAUCACUGAAAAAUACCCUAAGUUUGAAGCUGAACUACAGACUUGUCGGAAAACUAAUUGCAGGUGAUAAAAUAACGUUCUAAUAAAGUAGGUUCAUACAAAUAAACGAUUGUACCUAUUUUAUUAAUGUGACACUGAUUUUUACUCCCUUUAGUAUAAUUUUUCACAAUCCAGCCGCGUAUUUGCGUCUAACGUCAAUCCCAAAGUUAACAAGUAGUAAAUUAAGACGCGAUCUAAAUUUUAAACUAUAUAUAUUACGUUUUGAUCAGUAUAAAACAAGCUUUCAAUUCAUGGUAAACUUUUUUUGUAAUAGCUUUGUAUUCCAUUUAAUCAGUCAAAGCCUUUGUGACAGAACUUAUGACCCAACUAAGUAAUGAAACGAAACGAAGACAAAAAUGGCGGAUAAUCAUUUGAAGUAAAGAAUAAUUUAUUAGUUACAAUUAUAAUUAUCUUUUAAUUAUUAAGCGUCAGGAAGGGUAGAAUUUUUCGUAUUGGUAUUUGUUAUUUUAUGGUUGUGUUUUUAUUAUACGUUACUGAUCACUGUAAUAUACGAUUAUAAAACAUA
Molecule: messenger RNA, 3004 nt
Organism: Cydia pomonella (codling moth)
Lineage: Eukaryota; Metazoa; Arthropoda; Insecta; Lepidoptera; Tortricidae
Gene: Mpk
Product: phosphomevalonate kinase
Exons: 3
Coding region: 489-1049 (186 amino acids)
Biological process (GO): isopentenyl diphosphate biosynthetic process, mevalonate pathway; cholesterol biosynthetic process
Cellular component (GO): cytoplasm
Molecular function (GO): phosphomevalonate kinase activity
Source: RefSeq, a predicted model, not a curated record